CUCUCGAUGAUCCAAGACGCGAGGCCGAGAAAUACAGUGGCUGCAUAUGAGCCGAAGCAGAAGGAGUUCAGGGACUUUUGUGAGCGCAAGCAGUAUCAGGAUGCAGAUACCGUUACAGAAGACAAGCUCCUCCUCUUCCUUGUUGAGGAGGUCGCAGACCGGCCGCUCAGGGCUAAGAGCCACAAGGCGGCUGAGGAUACUCUACAGGAGGCUACGCGGCUUGCCUGGCGAUCAGUCCGCAGCUAUACGACUGCUAUCACCGACCUAUAUCGUACGCAGAAAGCGCUCGGGGUGAAUACCCACCCUUCACCCCGGGAGGAUAACAUCUCGGACCUCUUUACCUUCGAGUUCGAGGAGGAGGGCCCGACCCGCUGCAUGCCCCUGAUCUUCACAACGCGGGCUGGGAAACAGAACCAGCACGGCCGCCUUGAGACAGCCGGGGCCUUCCGGAAUAAGAACCCGGUUAUCUGCAUGCUGGGCGGCCUUGCCUUCUACCUCCUCUAUCGGUGGGAUAUAGCUGCCGACGAGCUGUUUCCAGACCUU
This is a messenger RNA of Ilyonectria robusta, 543 nucleotides long. RefSeq lists its product as uncharacterized. The transcript has 2 exons. The annotation marks the transcript as partial. The record is from RefSeq and is a predicted model, not a curated record. NCBI's taxonomy places the organism in Eukaryota, Fungi, Ascomycota, Sordariomycetes, Hypocreales, Nectriaceae. Gene Ontology annotation, molecular function: DNA binding.